UUGAACAGGUUCAGUCGGGUUCUGCUGCAGGCACCGUUCUCUGCUCUCUGACCAAUCUCUCAUAUCGGAUUUAUUUGGGGAGGAAAUUUGGACAUCAGUAGCUUGUGGGGGAUAUAACACCACGGAUCCAGUGCUACGCCCAUCCUUCAGCUUAAAUCUUUUGACAGACCCUCGCAUCCCCGACCUAACUUCCCCCCCUAAAUUAUUAUUAAGCCAUGGAUAGGACGGAUCUGAUUCAGAAGGCCAAGCUGGCCGAGCAGGCUGAGCGCUACGACGACAUGGCUGAGUGCAUGAAGGAGGUGACGGAGAAGGGAGCCGAGCUGUCAAACGAGGAGAGGAACCUGCUCUCCGUCGCCUACAAAAACGUGGUCGGGGCGAGGCGGUCCGCAUGGAGGGUGCUGUCCAGCAUCGGCCUGAAGACCGAGGGCAGCGAGAAGAAGCAGCAGAUGGUCAAGGAAUAUCGGGAGAAAGUGGAGAAGGAGCUGGAAGAGAUCUGCAACUGUGUUUUGAAACUACUGGAUAACCAUUUAAUUGGAAACUCAACAAAUGCAGAGAGCAAAGUCUUCUAUCUAAAGAUGAAGGGAGACUACUAUAGAUACCUUGCUGAAGUUGCCUCUGGGGACAACAAAUCAAAGACCAUUGAAAACUCACAGCAAGCUUACCAGUCAGCGUUUGACAUCAGUACGACUGAGAUGGACCCUACACAUCCCAUUCGUUUAGGCUUGGCCCUAAACUUCUCCGUCUUCUACUAUGAAAUCCUCAACUCCCCAGAUAAAGCCUGCGAAUUGGCCAAAAAGGCAUUUGAUGAUGCCAUUGCUGAGCUCGACCAGCUACAAGAAGAUUCCUACAAAGACAGCACCCUUAUCAUGCAGCUCCUCAGAGACAACCUGACAUUAUGGACAUCAGACAAUGCACCUGAGGAGGGCGAAGGUGGUGAGGGAGAGGGCGGCGAGACCGAAAACUAAUGCUUGUACACUUUCACUGUUAUCUCCAAAAACAACAUAAAAGGAAGAAAAAAAAACUUUUUACAUAUUCAUUCAUUCAUUCAUUCAUUCAUUCAUUCAUUCAUUCAUUCCUAAAUGCUCCACUCAAACAUUCUAUCAUUGAAUCCCAUUGCUGAAUUUUGUUUCUAUUACAAUUCAGAUUUGGACACCUGAUGAAAAGAUGAACCUUCUUUGUUCAUUUUUGUCCUGGCUUUCCCAUUUGUGCAGUUUCAGCUGUAGAUGAGUGAUUUAUACCUCAACGUGAUAUCAGACCCUAGUUCAGUUUAGUAGUAGAGAAAUAGGAAGCUACAAUACUAUUGACUGUCAAAGUUUGGGUUUUGCAGUAUAAAAUAAUGGAUAUUAAAAAAAAAAAAAAAAUCAAAACGAUUUUCCCCUAAUUUUUUUUAUGCUCCAUCUCUACGCAGUUGUGAUAUUGUUACAGCGUUUGACGCUUAAGUUCCAACAUGUGUAAUUUUCAUACUGAAGUGAAUGCACCAAAUGCUACAACACAGUGAAGUUGUACCCAUCAAAUCUGCACUUUCUGCCCUAGUUACCAUGCCACAUUGUCACAGAUGCAUGUCUGCCUUGAGGUGAAAUGGCAAAUCGUGUCUUAACAAAUGUUGAGACUUUUUUUUUUUUUUAAAGUAGGAAGAAAACAUUUUUGUCAUGCAUGUCUUUGAGGUAUUACACUGGAAUGGGAUAGUUGCUGUAACUCACAGAUCCAUGAGUCAAGUUUAGUAAUUUUUUUUAAUUAUUAUUAUUAUUAUUAUUAAUAAUAUUAUUUUCCUUUAAAAGCAGGUCAUCUGUUAGUCUGUCCAAUGAUUUUUCUCUUGAGAUUUGGAACACUUGUUUUUGCCAUUCAUUCAUUUGUAGUCCCCCAAAGCCUUGUGAACUGUUGAAUCCUAAUGUAUCAUCUAUGUUAACAUGAAUAAAACAUUUUAUAAAUCAA
Molecule: messenger RNA, 1932 nt
Organism: Cololabis saira (Pacific saury)
Lineage: Eukaryota; Metazoa; Chordata; Actinopteri; Beloniformes; Belonidae
Product: 14-3-3 protein beta/alpha-1-like
Exons: 6
Coding region: 216-965 (249 amino acids)
Biological process (GO): signal transduction
Cellular component (GO): cytoplasm
Source: RefSeq, a predicted model, not a curated record